GCCAGUAGCUCGUAUUAGGCAAGCUGUUCUCUCCAAUGUAAACACCCAACUUUUAACAGCAGAAGAGACACAUGGAUAAAAUUCAGCAAGUAGAGAAGAAAUCUGGGGUCCCCUUAGAAGAGGCGCUCGAUACAGCAGGAAGUGGUCUUUACACAUGGUAUGUUGUAAUAACAUCAGGAAUAAUUGGUUUAGCUGCAGUGCUAAACCUUCAAGGUAUGGCCUUCGCCAUGCCAAUAGCUGGAUGUGAAUUUCAACUGUCUUACACAAUGAGAGGAAUGAUGUCUUCAAUGUGCUUCACUGGUAUGCUGGUGUCAGCUCAGAUCUUUGGGUUCUUGGCAGAUAAUUUUGGAAGAAAGCAGGUUAUGAUGUGUUGUCAGAUAGCAACUAUGGUGAUCAUUGUACUGUGGAGCUUAGCACCAAACACAACAGCUUUGGGCAUUAUACUAUUUUUUAAUGGAUUCAUUUUGACUGGAACAUUUACAUCAGCCUAUGUUUAUGUUGGAGAGUUUUGUCCAUCUAAUAUCAGAUCUAAGGCCCUCCUGAUUAUGACAGCUAUGAUGGCUAUGAGUAAUGUUUAUCUACCAGCUAUGGCCUGGAUAAUUUUACCAUUAGACAUAUACAUACCUAUCUAUGGGGAAUUGGUAUUUACAUCAUGGCGUCUUUAUAUCUUACUGAAAUUAAUUCCACUUUCUAUAGCUACGCUACUGUUAUCUAAAUUACCAGAAACUCCAAAGUUCCUGUAUGUUGUAGAAAAACAUGAAGAGACUUUAGAAAUAAUCAGAUGUAUGUAUGCAGUUAACCAGAAAAAAAGCAAAAAUGACUUCCCUAUAUCAAGUCUGUGUUUAAAUUCAGAUGAUGAAAUUAGAAGCAAGAUUGGAGCUGAUGGUAAUCAAUUUAUAAAAUAUUUUAAGAAAAUGAUGAGUGAUAUUGCUGAUUUGUUCACAAAACAAUACAUAUUUUUCACUCUGCUGUCCUGUUUUUUGCUCUUCAGUCUAGUUGGAUCGUGCAACACCUUAAUUAUGUGGUUCCCAGAUCAGACCAGUAGAAUAAUGAAAUACUACCAAUCCAAUGAUAUAUUUAAUGUUACACUUUGUGAUCUCAUGGAAGGAAGUAAGGCUUCAGAGAAUUCUGGCUGUGAUAUCAAUUAUGAUUUCUUGUCUGCUGGAAUCCUUCUUGGAAUAGCUCAAGUGGUCACAUGCCUCAUCGUUGGCCAAUGGGCAUUAAAAAUAAACCGAAAGAUAUUAAUAUCUGUCAGUUCAUUCUUGACUGCAGGAGUAUGCUUUCUAUGCCUCUUUUUGACAUCACACUAUCUCAUCAUAUUAUGUCUUGCUACUAUGACUGUUCUUCUAUUCACAAUGUUUCCUGUAAUCACCAGCAUUGUACUUGAACUAUUUCCUACACAAUUAAGGUCUAAUGCUGCUUCACUAACGAUGACGUUUGCAAGGUUAGGAUCUACCAUGGGUGGUCAAUUGUUGGGUAUUCUAUUUGAAAACCAUUGCAGAGCAGGAUAUUUUGGAAUGAUAUCUUUAGUUACAGUGGCAGGAUUCCUAUGUAUGUUAAUUCCUACUGGACAAAAGAAGAACCCAAAAGUGUAAAUUCUCACUGAAGUUAGUCCAAGAAGACUUAAAAGUACCUUUUGCAUGUUUUUAAUAAACUAUUUUAAUUUUUUUCAUAAUACAACUUUAUAUUUUAUUAUUUAAUAGACAGAUUCUUUAUUAUUGUUUCUUCUGACUCAAAUCUCAUCUGAAGUUACUUGUUAGAAAGUUAUAUUUUAACUGCUACUACUAGCAAUAAGGAAAUUAUCUAAAGCAUUGCUUGUAACAAGAAGCUUAACAAGAUUGUUUUUCAUUUGUUAAAACAUAUCAUCUAAAUAUGUUAUUAUAAUAUUACCAUGAUAUUCUCAUUUUGGCAAAUCCUUAAUUUUUUUUUUUUUAUAUUCUUUUUACUUCUAAUUCUCUGUUUCUUAAAUGUCAGUCUAUACAAAAUAUGAAGCAUAAGUCCAACGAAUCUUAUCAACAAUAAAAGCAUACUGUGGGCAGACCUAUUCAUUAUUUGAAGGGGAGAAAGAACUCUAUUAGCAAAUAUUUGAAAUUAUGGGCAAUGGAAGAAGAACUACUGGAAAUCAAAGUUAGCAGACUCGAAAUACCAGACAAAGUUACAGAGGAUAGUAUUAUUGGCUGUAAACAGGAGUUGAUUUUUUUUAUUAUGGGUGCAGAUUUAAACGCCAAGCAGCAAGAAUGGAGUUCAAGAACCACAAAUUCUCGUGGUAGAUCCUAGCUGUCUGCACUCAAUUCCCAAAGUUUGAGCCUUCUUCCUCCCUACUCAAAAAAUUCUAAAAUCUCCCCCCCCUUCUAUUCUAAAAUUCUAAAACAUUUCCCACUCCCCCUCCCUCCGUUGAUGCGAUGGCUCCUGGGCAGCGUCUGAUGAAGAAAUAGCUGAGGAAUUCACCAGACACUUCUCCAGUAUAUUCACUCCUCAUCCAGAAUUCUAUCCAACCCAUACCAUAAAAGUAGAAUUCCUCUCUUCAUCGAUUCCACUGUCCUUACCAUCUAAAGCACUUAAUCCAUCUGAGGUCAAAUACCUUUUACGCAAUACCACUCCCGUUAAAUCUCAUGGACAUGACCUCCUAACCUCACAGAUCCUUCGACAACUUCCACCCAAAGCUAUCAUAUUCCUUAAAUAUAUUUAUAAUUGCAUCUUAAGAACUAAACACUUUCCUCUCCUAUGGAAACAUUCCACCAUUGUCCUUCUCCUGAAACCAGGCAAACCUACCAACAAUACAUCAUCCUAUAGACCAAUUAGCCUACUUCCAAUCCUAUUAAAAAUUUAUGAAAAUAUUCUACUGAAAAGUAUCCUACGCAUAAUAGAAUCCCAUAAAAUUCCUACCCAUCAAUUCGGAUUUCAUUUGCAGCAUUCCAAUGUUCAACAAGGAUUCUGAGUCGUUGGCCAUAUAUCCUCAGCCCUAGAAAUGAAUGUUGUCCGGGCGUAUUUCUGGACAUAGCACAGGCUUUUGACCGGCUAUGGCACGGGGGACUGCUCUUCAAACUCAAAUUCCAUCUACCACAGUCCUUAUAUCUAAUCCUCCGAUCCUACCUCUCUGACCGCUCCUUUCAAGUUCGCUGUGUUACUGAAUUCUCCAACUGUUAGUUAAUAGAGGCGGAAGUUCCGAAGGACAGUGGUUUGCUUCCCUUAUUUAUCCUUCUUAUAUCAUCCUUUACAUUCUUUUCUCUGCAGAUAUUCCUGCCCAUCCCGAUACCCUCCUGGCAAUAUUCGUUGAUGAUACUGCUAUCCUUUCAACCAACUCAGAUCCUAAAACAGUGUAAUGAAACCUACAAAUGUACCUCUCUCUGACUGAACACUGGUGUAAGAAAUGGUUCAUUAAGAUAAACGAAUCCAAAUGUAAACACAUUACCAUCACUCUUUGUCGUAAAUCCUGCCCACCAGUUUAUUUUAACACCAUCCAGCUUCCUUUCUCAGAUACAGUCUGGUAUCUUGGCUUUCUCUUAGACAAAUGACUAAUGUGGAACCCUCAUACUAGACUUAAAAGACAGGAACUUAACCAAUGAUACGGCCAACUAUACAGACUACUAAACAGAAAAUCUAAACUUUCUACUGAAAACAAGUUACUGAUCUACAAGACAAUACUGAAACCUAUUUGGACUUACGGACUAGAUCCUUCCAGUCAAAAGUCCUUUGAACAAUAGUCAAUGCUCCUUUCUAUGUAAGCAACAAAACCGUACAUCAUGACCUCAACAUCCCAUUUGUCCUAGACUUUAUCCCAGAAAAAUUCUCCAAAUAUCACCGGAACCUUAUGUAUUAUCUAAAUCCUCUUGUACAAUCUCCAUCAAGCACUACCCAUCCCUAUAAUCCUUGAAGAAGGCUGAAACAACAGUGGCCCAGCUACCUUUUGUAGAUUGUAUAUAUUGGAGUUCUAGCAAUGGCCAGAUUCUCCACUCAAGACAUGAGUGUAUGUGGAUAAAGUGCUCUCGAUCAAUUUCUGCUGGCUUUACUAACAGUGUUGGGGUUGAGAGAGUAGCACAGGGUUCUCCUGGAGUCAGGUAUUUCCUCCAUUGUUGGAGAAACAAGCCUGUCUCAGAGUUCCCUUGCCUGAUUGUAAAUAGUGUAUAUAGGUAUGCAUGUGCUCUUUGCUUUGUUUUUAUUUUCUUAUUUUUAAGUUAUUUUAUUCUAUUUAUUGUAUAUACCUUUCGAUUAUUAUUUUGCUUCAAUUAAUUUUAUAUUUUCUUGUACAUAUAGUGUGAAUGUUAUCCUACCCCAAUAUAACUAAUGUCCAAUUGACAGAUUGUUGUAAUACUCAAUAAAUGAAUUGAAAUUUUACAGCACUUUUUUAAAAAGUUCCAUUUUAU
Molecule: messenger RNA, 4364 nt
Organism: Nezara viridula (southern green stink bug)
Lineage: Eukaryota; Metazoa; Arthropoda; Insecta; Hemiptera; Pentatomidae
Source: the annotation of a GenBank genome assembly